Fonsecaea erecta is the source of this 1020-nucleotide messenger RNA. RefSeq lists its product as hypothetical. The coding region runs from base 1 to 1020 and encodes 339 amino acids. The record is from RefSeq and is a predicted model, not a curated record. NCBI's taxonomy places the organism in Eukaryota, Fungi, Ascomycota, Eurotiomycetes, Chaetothyriales, Herpotrichiellaceae. The transcript has a single exon.
AUGUCGACGGCAUCGAAUGUACCCCGGUACCUCUUUCGUGCGUAUUCCCCAGCAUCAGAGGGUUAUAAUAGUCGUGAGAGAUUCGGGUCGAUGGCGCGAACCAACGACAUCCUUGACAUCACGUCCCUAGCCCAGCUCGCGCCUGGGGCAGCACGCAGCAUGGUCAAAGAUCACCUCAUUUGGGAAAGCCGGAAAGAGCGAAACGACGACAUCUUUAUAUCGUUUACCUCAUCCUUUCUCUUUGCCCUCCAGCACUGUGUUCGCAAGAUUGCCACGUGUCAGCACACGACUGCAGAAAACUGCUACAUACAUGUGAUCGACACGUCGAAAUAUCCGCCUGGCACGUUUUCCUGGACGGUGGAUCUUCUGAAAGAUCAUGGUCUCGACGAAAACGACCAUCCUCGGCUGCGCCACGAUUACCAUGAAGCGGAAUACCUGGCUCAAUUUGAGCUGUGUGUUCAUCCGCCGACGGCUUCGGAGUCAGACGGCCUCGUCUCUAUGAGUCAACUGAUUACGGCAGGAGGCCUUUUCCAGAUCCUUCCUGAGCUCGACGACGAAACUUACCGGGGGGAACUUCGAAACCGAUUGGAACAGCUUCGGCAUGUUUGGUACCGCGAGGAAGAGGCGGUGACUGCAGGGGAUAUAGAGGGAGCACGGCGAUUGGCAUUGUGCUUUGGUUGUCAGUGGAUGAUCCCCAUGAUGAUAUGGGUUCUUGCCAUGAAGGCCCGACCUCAGGACGACAAGAUGGUGCAAGCAGAGUUCAGUGAUUGCUUUUGGGGUGUGUUCUCCGCUCUGUAUCUUUCUCCGUCUGGCACUGACUGGGUGAUAGGGACGAUGCCGACGCCAUAUCUGUUCGAGGAUCCACAAACCGAUAUCCCUCCCACCCUCACAGAGCUUGCAGAAUGGGCAAAACUGAUGGGGACGGCCCUCAGAGCUCAAAGAUCUGUGAGGACGGGGAGCCAUCCAGGUGCCGAGAAGAGUGUAGACGACAACAACAUGAACCUGGAGAUAACUCCGUAG